This is a messenger RNA of Lachancea lanzarotensis, 1260 nucleotides long. RefSeq names its product LALA0S12e03532g1_1 (gene RRI1). The transcript has a single exon. Gene Ontology annotation, biological process: protein deneddylation. The record is from RefSeq and is a predicted model, not a curated record. Lineage: Eukaryota; Fungi; Ascomycota; Saccharomycetes; Saccharomycetales; Saccharomycetaceae. Gene Ontology annotation, cellular component: COP9 signalosome; cytoplasm. Gene Ontology annotation, molecular function: protein binding; metallopeptidase activity; deNEDDylase activity. Bases 1 to 1260 code for a protein of 419 amino acids.
AUGGCUCACCAGGAGAUCACUUGCAAAGGUUUAAGAGACGAAAUAGAGCAGUGUGCUGACUCUUUAAAGCGGGCUAACGGUCUUGCACAUCCCGGAAUAUCCCCCCAGGGCUCUGGACUUUCAUUACAGAAACAUAAAGCAAUAUCAGAGCACCUCAUCCGAACAGUCAAUGAGAAGCCGUAUACUGACGAACCUUGGAAAGAUGAAGGCCUUUACUUCAAAAAGGUCCUACUUUCUAAGCAAGCUUCCUACAAGAUUUUGCAGCAUGCUGUGAAUGGCAAAGAUGCAGAAAUAAUGGGGAUGCUAGUGGGAACAGUGCAAACGAGAAAUGUGGUAGUAUAUGAUUCCUAUGCCUUACCUGUAGAGGGCACAGAGACUCGAGUCAAUGCUCAAUUAGAAUCCUACGAAUACAUGGUACAAUACAUGAACGAAGUGUAUGACUCCCGACCUGAAAAGUUCCAUAUUGUGGGCUGGUACCAUUCUCAUCCGGGAUACGGGUGCUGGCUGAGUGGCAUAGAUGUUCAAACGCAAGAGUUGAACCAAACGUACCAAGAUCCGUAUGUGGCAGUGGUGGUAGACCCUAAGAAAACGUUGGAAGAGAAAAGGCUGUCCAUAGGAGCCUUCAGAACGAUUCCUACUGCGGAUUCAUCGUCUGGGUUCGAAGCUCCCGCAGGGGUUGCUGCAAGGGAUCGCGAAAAGUACGGACACCAUUUCUCUAGAUACUACGAAUUGGAACUUGAGAUCUGUGGGACCGGUGCCGACGAAUCUCUGCAGCGACUGGAAUUGAGGCAAGACAAGCCCAUUCAAGAUUGUCCUGAAAGUGAAGGGCCUUUAGAGCACCUUUUGGAAUGCAUCAAGAAUUGGCACAACUAUCAAAAGUUGUCAGCUUCUAGUCAAUUCAUCCUCAAUGCUCCGCCCUCGCAACCCAUGAUUGCCGAAGAUGACAAGGACGUAGAGAUGAGAGGCGGCUCCUCUUUUGUUUCCGUCUCUUCAACAGGAAAUAGUUCAGUCUCGAGCGCUGUUGAUGAUAAUGAAAGAAGCGAUGUUGAUAUGACGAGCUUGCACUUGAAACGACAACUGAGCACUCAAAGCAGCCUUCUCGUGAGACCAACAGAUGAUGAGGUUGUUCCCGUGUCGGACCAAGUUUCUCAGGAAACUGCUUUAGCUUCAGAAAUUCGAAUGCAACGAAAGAAGCUUCAUUUGUUAAAACUUCAAGAAUACCAACGUCUCCGAUAUUACAGAGACGCUUUCACAUUAUGA